AUGACAUUCAUCAAGAGUGAUGUUGAAGAGUGUGAAGAGAUCGGAAAUCAUUUCAAUAUUGAAGUUGUUCCUCAGGUUAAAGUGUUCCGCAGAACAGCUACAGAAUUACACGAAAUUAAGACAUACAUAGGCCACGAUUCCAUUAAAGUUAAAGAAUUACUCCAAACAAUCACAGAAUGA
This is a messenger RNA of Trichomonas vaginalis G3, 180 nucleotides long. Its product is annotated as glutaredoxin domain-containing protein. NCBI's taxonomy places the organism in Eukaryota, Parabasalia, Trichomonadida, Trichomonadidae. The coding region runs from base 1 to 180 and encodes 59 amino acids. The transcript has a single exon. The record is from RefSeq and is a predicted model, not a curated record.